Diatraea saccharalis (sugarcane borer) is the source of this 3168-nucleotide messenger RNA. The record is from the annotation of a GenBank genome assembly. Lineage: Eukaryota; Metazoa; Arthropoda; Insecta; Lepidoptera; Crambidae.
CCGCAUCUCUUUCUCCGACACCGAGCGGCGGUCGUCAGUCGCGCUCGCACCGCGCCGACGAUUACGCGUGUUCGUGUGCUCCUCGCGCCCGCACCACGACCCGCGAUACUCGCUCCGCUGGCCCUCCUCACGGCAUGUGCAGCUGACAGGAACCUCAACCGGUCAACACAUCCCGCCCCAGAAAGAUGAUCCCGCGGAGGAAACACAACGUCUCGUCGGGCUCGCUGCCCGCGCCAGACGACAAGCACGCCAGCAACGACUACAUUCUGUCGGACGGCACCAACUGCGAAGGAUGGCGGACGGCGUUGCGGCGGCGGUUCAACCGCAAGACCCUGAACAAGCGGCUGCCGGUCACGGCGUGGCUGCCGCAGUACAACAUGGAGAAGGCGGUGGGGGACCUGAUCGCGGGCAUCACCGUCGGCCUCACCGUCAUCCCGCAGUCGCUCGCCUACUCUAACAUCGCAGGGCUGCCGCCGCAGUACGGCCUCUACGGAUCCUUCUUGGGCUGCUUCGUUUACAUCGUGCUGGGCGGGUGCCGCGCCGUGCCAGCCGGACCGACCGCCAUCGCCUCCCUCCUCACCUGGCAGAUCGCUAACGGCGUCAUCGAGAAGGCGAUUCUGCUCACGUUCUUAGCUGGCCUCGUCGAGCUCCUGAUGGGUGUUCUCGGCCUCGGCUUCCUGAUCAACUUCGUCUCCGGGCCUGUCUCUUCCGGCUUCACGUCUGCUGUCGCGCUCAUGAUUGCCACGUCACAGGUGAAGGACCUGUUUGCGAUCACCGUCACUGGCAACACGUUCCUGCAGCAGUGGAUAUCGGUCUUCCGCAACAUCCAUACCGCCACACUCUGGGACCCCGUGCUCGGAUUCGCUUGCAUCGGUCUCCUGCUACUCAUGCGGAAAAUCGGAAUGAUCAAAUUGGGAACAAAAUCGGAGGACGGACCGAACACCAGGCAGAAAGCUUUCAACAAAUGUAUGUGGCUGCUCGGCACGUGCCGCAACGCGAUCGUGGUGGUCGUCGGAGGAGUUCUCGGCUACUGGUUCGUGAGCACGCACGGCGCCUCGCCCGUGCGUCUGAUGGGCGCUAUUCCGUCGGGCGUGCCGGUGCCGCAGCUGCCACCGUUCAGCUAUGUGCGAGGGGACAACACCACCGUGGACUUCCUGGACAUGGUGUCCGAGCUGGGAUCCGGUAUCCUGGUGAUCCCUCUGAUCGUGCUGCUGGAAGAUAUCGCCAUCUGCAAGGCGUUCUCGGACGGAGGCACCAUCGAUGCGACGCAGGAGAUGAUCGCACUGGGCGUCGCUAAUAUCGCCAACUCGUUUAUGCAGGCGUACCCCGGAGGUGGAUCGCUAGCGAGGUCCGUCGUCUGCAAUGGCUCCGGCGUCAAGACCACUUUUAAUGGUCUUUAUACAGGUUUGAUGGUGAUAUUGGCACUGCAGUUCUUCACGCAAUAUUUCGAGUUCAUCCCGAAGGCGGUGCUCGCAGCCGUCAUUAUCUCCGCCAUUAUCUUCAUGGUCGAAUACAAUGUCAUCAAACCCAUGUGGCGUGCCAAAAAACUGGACCUCAUCCCUGGCGUCGGGACGUUCGUGUUGUGUCUGACGCUUCCUCUGGAGCUGGGCAUCCUCACCGGGGUGGUGGUCAAUAUCAUCUUCAUUCUGUACCACGCCGCUAGACCCAAGUUCUCCGUCGAGAUGCUCAAGAGCGCGUCGGGAGUGGAGUACCUGAUGGUGACGCCGGACCGGUGCCUGAUGUUCCCAUCGGUGGACUACGUGCGGCGGCUCGUGACCAAGUUCGCGAGCGGCAGCUCCGUGCCCGUGGUGCUGGAGUGCACGCACAUCUACAGCGCCGACUACACCGCCGCCAAGUCCAUCGAGCAGCUCACCGCCGACUUCCACGCGCGCCGUCAGCCCCUCUACUUCUACAACGUGAAGCCCUCCGUGUGCUCCAUCUUCGAGGCGGUCGCCAAGCCCGAACACUUCGUGGUGUUCUACGAGGACGAGGAGCUGGACCGGCUGCUGGCCGAGGACGAGCGCCUGCAGCCGCGCAAGACCCCCGCCGCCGAGCCCUGAUGCGGCUCGCCCGAGCGGCCCUCCCCGGUGUGAUAUUGAAGAUGGAACACGCGAGCCGCGAUCGGUCUCUAGAUAUAUAUAUAUGUAUAUGCGAUUGAGAUGUCUAUUUUCUAAGUAUGUACUAUGGCUCGGCGUUUCCUUCGUCCUAUUUUUAUAAUGUACCUGUUGUGAUAGAGUCGCGGCUCCGGACCCGGCGCCGGAUACGAGUUAGCUUUAAUCGGAUAGGGAACGACCGGCGUCGGCCCGAGCGCGAGGUGAUGUUUCGCAUGUAGGGAUUCGUUCGGAUCAUAUUUGAAAUCUUCGCUAUUUAUAUGAGACGCGAUAUUCGCAAUAUUUAUUUCGAAUCGUAGUUUAGCGUUGAAAUUGACUUUUAAAUUAUAGUAUAAGUGUUGACUCCAGUAGUCGUUAGGGUUUGGCCUUCCCGGCGGGGAGGGGGGCGCGGUCCGUCGACGGGCGUGUCCCCCCCUCCCCCUCCCCCACGGUACUUAGGAUCGAACAAUUUAUUUUAAAUGAACGAAGUACAAUUUAGUUAGAGAGUAAUUUAUUUUCAUAAGUGAGAAUCUAGUCUUAAGCGGAGCGCAGACCGUGCAAGCGGACUUCUAGAUCUUUAUAUAUGUGUUUUCUGCGAACAUUAGGGUUUAUUCCUUCUCCUCCUCUCCCCCUUUGAUGGGAUUGUAUAUUAUAACAUAAUACAUAACGUUAGUGCGCUGACCUCCACUCUUGUUUACACUUUUUGCACGAGGAACGUCGUAAUUAUUUUACAAUAAAAUUAGUGCGUGAACACGCUCGCAUAUUGACGAAUAUACAUACUGGUCAGGCCGUGGUGGCCGAUACUUAUAUCCGAAUCCUCCGCCGGUGUGCGUCCGUCGCGAGCACCCGCCCCGCUGCCGCUCUCGCGCCGCUUUUGACUUAACGUUAUUUUUUGUGAUCCUCGGCUAAUACUUAAAAUUAUGUAUAAGUAGAGAGAUAUAUAUAUAUAAGAGAAUAUUUUGAAUUAAAAUAGAGAGUAUGUACCUAUUACCUUAUAAAACUACCUGUGUGAUGAAAUGUAUGUGCCGUAUGAGAGUAGCAGAGAAAUAAAAUACAGUUCCAAGAACAAAAAAAUAAU